Ziziphus jujuba (common jujube) is the source of this 769-nucleotide messenger RNA. Its product is annotated as EG45-like domain containing protein. Bases 76 to 498 code for a protein of 140 amino acids. The record is from RefSeq and is a predicted model, not a curated record. The transcript has 3 exons. NCBI's taxonomy places the organism in Eukaryota, Viridiplantae, Streptophyta, Magnoliopsida, Rosales, Rhamnaceae.
UGCAUAGUACUAUAUCUUAUAUCUUUUUCAAUCUUGAUAAUCCUUGUGUGUCUAUCGACGAAUUUCCUUGCAGGCAUGUCUAAAGCACAGCUUUCCUCCUUAUGCUUGUUUGUCUUCCUCGUAGCACAACUCUUUCAUCUCUCUAACGGGGACGUUGGCACUGCAGCCCGCUACACGACACCAUAUAUACCCACAGCCUGUGGUGGGAAUGAUCCGUCACAGUUCCCUUCGAACAACAUGUUUGGGGCAGCAGGUGAAGGCGUAUGGGACAAUGGUGCAUCUUGUGGGAGACAAUAUCUGGUGAGGUGCAUAAGUGCCUCUGUGCCUAAAACUUGCAAACCAGGCGAAACCAUUCAAAUUAAAAUUGUGGAUAGAGCGCAAACGUCGGUUUCGAGGCCUUCACAGGAUGGCACUACAAUCGUCCUCUCCACCACCGCAUAUGAUGCAAUUGCCAAUGGUGGUACUUCAUCCAUUAACAUUGAAUUUCAGGAGGUUUGAAAUAUAUCAAUUAUAACCAAAUAUAAAAUUGUUAUUUUCUCAAGUAAUGGAAGGUCAACAUCUUCGAUAUUUCUGGAAACUUGAGGAUGCAUAAUUUCACUUCUUUGGUUCAGUAGCUAAAUAUAUAUAUAUAUAUAUAUAUAUGUAUGUCAAUUAAUUAAUUCUAAUGUACUCUUUAUGGCCUAAUCUAAAAGGCUAGUUCGGCACAAUACCAUCUCCUGUGUUGUCUCUUAAAUUUUUUUUAUUAAAUAAGCAAUUAAUUUCGUCCUAA